AUGGCACCAAACUAUGGCCUGUUCUACGGUGUAGAGAUCACAACGAUAUGUGUUGCAGUGAUCUGUUUUACGCUGCGGUUGUCAAAUCGAAGCAUCAAGAAGAUCAUAUCCUUUGAUGAUGUUGUCCUCGCCAUCGCAACAUGUAUGGCUAUAUCCAUGACCGCCAUGGUCUGGCGGUUAUAUCGCCUGGGCUAUGCGAUGGAGUUGGACCUUGUUCCCGUCGAGAACAACUAUCCCAUCGGCCGAAUCAGUCUUGCACUGUUUUCCAUGUUCCCCAUGUGCUACAGCCUGAUUCGUAUCUCGAUCCUCUUGACAUAUCUGAAGCUGUUUCCUUCGCAAACAAAUCGCUGGCUCUGCUGGGGCCUGUGUGGACUGCAGAUUGCGUACUCGCUGUGGGCGGGGUUGAGUACGUUGCUGCAGUGUCGUCCUAUCAACAGCUACUGGAACAAAACCAUCGAGGGCUACGUCUGCAACAACCCACGAAACCAAGACUUCGCCAUCUUGACCCUGAACAGCUGCUUUGACAUAAUUGUCUACAUCUGGCCAGCACACUAUCUCUACAAGCUCAACUUGCCCUUCAAGUCCCGCGCUGAGCUGAUCAUCGCGUUCUCCAUUGGCAUUGUGAACCUCGGCCUGUCCUUCGCCCGCCUGUCCCUCCUCGUCGCCAUGUACAGUACCGAAGAGUGGAUGCGCUACGGCCCACCAGGCGUCCUCAUCAUCAUCGUUGAGUCCCACAUUGGCGUCACAUGCGCCUCGCUUCCUUACCUACGCUUCCUCUUCGAAUUUGUAUCGACCAACUACCUUUCGAGGUCUGCAUACGGUGCCACCAAAGACCCAACAAAAGCGAAACACUCGGAUCCGAAUCACGUAAGCCACCCCUUUGUUGAGCUAGAGGGUCGAAGCGGGGGUGGCAUACAAAGGAAGACCGACAUUGAAAUUAGUACAUUUAAAGAAGAAAGCGAAGAAGACCUGACCGCAACGGCAUACGGAGGGAGGAACCGGGCGAUGGAAGAGCAGAUGCGCAGAGAUGAGAGGGCGUGGAGUGGCGAGGAGACGUUACUAGAGGAACAACCAGGUGGUGCGCACCCUGGCAUGGCGAGAUGA
Macroventuria anomochaeta is the source of this 1104-nucleotide messenger RNA. RefSeq lists its product as uncharacterized. The record is from RefSeq and is a predicted model, not a curated record. The coding region runs from base 1 to 1104 and encodes 367 amino acids. Lineage: Eukaryota; Fungi; Ascomycota; Dothideomycetes; Pleosporales; Didymellaceae. The transcript has 4 exons.